Molecule: messenger RNA, 2208 nt
Organism: Darwinula stevensoni
Lineage: Eukaryota; Metazoa; Arthropoda; Ostracoda; Podocopida; Darwinulidae
Source: the annotation of a GenBank genome assembly
AUGCAAGUCUGCGAGCUGCCGUUGGAGGUCCGGGCUAAAGCCGUUGGAAUGGUUGAGGCAGGAAAGUCCCAGAGGGAGGUAGCUAGGAUUCUUGGAGUUCACCCAGCAAGUGUGAAUCGUUGGUGGAAACGCCACAAGGCUGGAGAAAGCCUCCAAUCAAAGGCUCGCUCAGGGCGUCCAAAAGUCUGCGAGCUGCCGUUGGAGGUCCGGGCUAAAGCCGUUGGAAUGGUUGAGGCAGGAAAGUCCCAGAGGGAGGUAGCUAGGAUUCUUGGAGUUCACCCAGCAAGUGUGAAUCGUUGCACCUUUGCGGUGUUCCGACCUCUUUCGGAGGCGGUCUCAGAGCUCCACGUGAUCCCGCCAAAACAGUCCGUCAACACAACUUAUUAUCUGGAGAACAUCCUCCAAAAGUCCUGCCUUGAUGCCCUUAACAGGACGGCAAGGGGAGGAUCGAUUUUGGAGCGUCGCAUGGUUGAGAAAAGGUUAUUCAAAGAAAGGGAAGAGAAACUUCGUAAAAGUGAAUUCUGGAAGAAUUUCAGGCAGGAUUUUCUACUUUGUCUGAAUGUGCUAGGGUGGACAGGAAGACAAGUGGACCUUGUUUCUUAUGGAAUUGGAUUCUUAAGUAAGGAACAUUGUGUGCUGGAUCAGCUUGCCCUUGCAUGUAUCCUCCAGGAAGAACUAAAAGGGAGUCACUGGUCAUUUGACCCAGCAUACACAUCACAGUGUCUCAAGAUUCUUCAGGAUCUUCACAUAUCUGUGAUAUCAGAAAAUGAGCAAUGCAAGCGUUUGGCAGAAAAUCCCUCUGUUUUCUUUCUUCCUCAUGUUGAUGCUGCAUUGACAAAUAAUCUUCUUUGGAAGAAUUGGACACCUCAGAAUCUUGAGAAUUUAGUUGUUGUUGCCACCAGUUUCUCUACUUUGACUAGGAGGAUCCCUGAUAGAAUCUUAGAGAGAGAUCUGUGGUUUAUCAAACAGGCAUCAAGCAUCUGUGUGGAAGUCCCUAUAAAGUUAUCAGAGAGGAAAAACAUGUCUCGACAAGUGAGACUGUAUAGAGCUCUAACUGGUGAAAUUAAGAGGAGGACCCCUGAUGGGAAGCUCCAUAGUAGCCCUGUCUACACAUACAUCAAGGAGCAAUUUUGUAGACAUAAGGUGACGGAUGAGGUAGCAUGCAAGGCCAAGGAUCAAAUGCUGUUUUUGGCCUCAACCUACCAUUGCUACCUGAACUCAACAAUGAGGUAUAUUGAGAUUCAUGAGACCUACCAUGCCAAGGGAGAGAGGAGUGUGAGAGAAACAGCAAAUCUUCUUGGCUUCAAGUUGCCUCAUGAUUGUAUUCCAGAAUUUGACAACUUGUAUCUUGACAUGAAUGGUAUCAUUCAUGUCUGUUCCCAUCCUAAUGAUGAUGAUCCACAUUUUCGUAUCUCAGAGGAGAAGGUUGUUGCUGAUAUUUUCCACUAUAUUGAGGUGCUUUUCCGCAUCAUCAGGCCGAAGAAGGUGUUUUACAUGGCUGUUGAUGGGGUUGCCCCAAGGGCGAAGAUGAAUCAGCAAAGGGGAAGACGGUUCCGGUCAGCAAGAGCUGCUGAAGCAGUAGAAAAGGAGGCACUGAGUAGAGGAGAAACUUUACCCAAGGAAGAACGAUUUGAUUCUAAUUGCAUCACUCCUGGGACACUUUUUAUGGCUCGGCUCCAUGAACAGCUAAAAUACUUUGUUGUAUCCAAGAUCACAUAUGAUCCAACAUGGCAAGGUACGCCUGGUGAAGGAGAGCACAAGAUCAUGGAAUUCAUUCGUUACAUAAAAUCCCAGACAGAUUAUGAUCCAAAUACAAGGCACUGUCUGUAUGGCUUGGAUGCUGAUCUUAUGAUGCUUGGCUUGUGCACACAUGAGCCACACUUUUCCCUACUCCGAGAGGAAAUCCUGUUUGGGAAGCAGGCAAAGAACAAAGGGAGGACAGCACUUCCCGAGGAAGCAACGUUCCAUUUGCUGCACCUGUCCCUCUUCAGGGAGUACCUGGAGCAUGAAUUCUCAGCUUUGAAAACCAAACUUCCAUUUCCUUUUGAUCUUGAGAAGGUCAUUGAUGAUUGGAUCUUGAUGUGUUUCCUUGUUGGUAAUGACUUCCUUCCACACCUUCCCAACAUGCACAUCAAGAAUGAAGCAUUGGCCUCAUUGUACAAGGUAUAUAUGGAUGUCCUUCCUACUCUUACAGGCAAGUACAUUAUG